Molecule: messenger RNA, 3026 nt
Organism: Pseudophryne corroboree (corroboree frog)
Lineage: Eukaryota; Metazoa; Chordata; Amphibia; Anura; Myobatrachidae
Gene: LRFN5
Product: leucine rich repeat and fibronectin type III domain containing 5
Exons: 4
Coding region: 214-2535 (773 amino acids)
Molecular function (GO): protein binding
Source: RefSeq, a predicted model, not a curated record
GCCUGUGAGAUCCUCCCUGAGGCACCGUGUUAUCAUUUUAUCUGCAGGUAAAAAGUCCGGCUGCAAUCGUCCUUACUCUAGAGGCGGCAGAUUACUUGCAUCCCCAUGUUAUGCUGUUACCUAUCAGAGGGUUGGACAACCUAAUGUUUUCAGAUGACCAGGUGAACACCAAAGAGAUGGUUUCCUAAGCAAGGCUUUUUAACCUGAUCUACAAUGGAAAAACUGUUCGGUUAUCUGUUGUUCAUUGGCAUGGCGGUGAGAGCUGAGAUCUGUCCUAAGCGCUGUACCUGUCAGAAUUUAUCUCCAAAUCUUGCAACCUUGUGUGACAAGAAAGGAUUGCUCUUCAUCCCACCAAACAUCAACCGAAAGACUGUAGAGUUACGACUAGCAGAUAAUUUUGUUACAAGUAUAAAAAGGAAGGAUUUUGCUAAUAUGACAAGUCUGGUGGACCUGACACUUUCAAGGAAUACAAUAAGUUACAUUACACCUUAUGCAUUUGCUGACUUACGCAAUUUAAGAGCAUUGCAUUUGAACAGCAAUCGAUUGACUAAAGUCACAAAUGAUAUAUUUAGUGGGCUUUUGAACCUCCACCAUUUGAUACUCAACAACAACCAACUGACAUUAAUUUCAUCUACAGCCUUUGAUGAUGUUUUAGCUCUAGAAGAGCUUGACCUGUCUUAUAAUAACCUUGAAACCAUACCUUGGGAAGCGGUGGAAAAGAUGGUCAGCUUACACACUCUUAGCCUAGAUCACAACAUGAUUGAACAUAUCCCAAAGGGUACUUUUUCCCAUUUACACAAGCUAAAUAGAUUAGAUGUGACAUCAAACAAACUACAAAAAUUACCACCAGAUCCACUCUUUCAGCGAGCUCAGGUGCUAGCAACCUCAGGGAUAAUAAACCCUUCUAUAUUUGCAUUGAAUUUUGGUGGAAAUCCAUUACAUUGCAACUGUGAAUUAUUAUGGCUGAGGCGCCUCAUCAGAGAGGAUGAUUUGGAGACAUGUGCUUCUCCUCCCCUUCUUUCGGGACGAUAUUUCUGGUCCAUCACAGAAGAAGACUUUUUAUGUGAGCCACCACUUAUUACAAGAUAUACACCAGAUGUUGAAGUUUUAGAAGGCCAAAGAGCAGUUUUAAAAUGUAAAGCACUUGGUGACCCUGAGCCAGCAGUACACUGGAUAUCCCCAGAAGGCAAGUUAAUAUCUAAUGGAACACGGAUUCUGGUAUAUGACAAUGGAACACUGGACAUUCUUAUAACAACAGUCAAAGAUGGUGGUCCUUUUGCAUGUAUUGCUUCUAACCCUGCAGGCGAAACAACCAAAACAAUCAAUCUUCACAUAAUUAAACUUCCCCACUUAGUUAACAGUACAAACCAUAUUCAAGAGACAGACCCCGGAUCAUCAGACAUCUCAACUUCAACUAAAUCUGGUUCAAAUGCUAGUAGCAGCAAUGGUGAUACAAAAAUGAACCAAGAUAAAAAGGUAGUAGUUGCAGAAGCAACAUCGUCAACUGUACUUAUUAAGUUCAAUUUUCAAAGAAAUAUACCUGGAAUUCGGAUGUUCCAAAUCCAGUAUAAUGGCACAUACGAUGAUUCCCUAGUUUACAGAAUGAUACCUCCGACAAGCAAGACAUUCCGUGUUAAUAAUUUAGCUUCGGGUACUGUCUACGACCUGUGUGUCCUGGCAAUUUACGACGAUGGCAUCACAUCACUCACAGCCACAAGAGUGGUUGGUUGCAUCCAAUUUACAACUGAACAAGAUUACGUCCGUUGUCAUUUUAUGCAGUCCCAAUUCUUGGGAGGUACCAUGAUAAUUAUAAUAGGUGGAAUUAUUGUCGCAUCUGUCCUCGUUUUUAUAAUUAUCUUGAUGAUUAGGUAUAGGGUUUGCAAUGGUAAUGGGCAGCACAAAGCAACAAAGGUCAGUAAUGUGUAUUCCCAAACAAAUGGCUCUCAGAAUCAAAGUUGCAGUGCAUCAAUGCCACCUUCAGCUUCCAAGCAGAUUGUUGACAAGGAUGAGAGUGUGCAAUGUUGCAAGUCUUCUGACAGAGGGGCAACAACUUCUGACACGUGCUCAAGCCAAGGUGCUGCCAAUACUACCUCUGCUUUGCCUCAUACGUGGACUUCAAAUACUUCUUCACUUAAGCAGAACAGAAAACCUUCCUUAAAACCUGCAGACUCACAUACUGACACAAUUUUAAAUAUGGAAUCCCAAAACACAAAUAGAAAUAAUUCAACUUCUCUUCGUUUAUCUAGUCAUCCUCCCGGAUCUACAAAAGUGGCACCAACAUAUAAAAGAGCACAAUCAAAGCAAACUAAGUUUCUUACAUUACCUGCAGAAACUUCUAGGGCAAAGCGAAGGUACUCUCUAAAUGGUGAAACAAUGGAGUACCACUGUUAUGUAAACUCUCGCAACACAGGCGGUCUGUGGUCUAAGCGAAGCAUGUCCAUGAAUGGGAUUCUGGUUCAAUCAGACACUUCGGACAUGGACAGUGGCAAAGCAACAUUUUCAAGUUCUGAGUGGAUAUUGGAAAGCACUGUGUGAUUAGCUCCAUCUACUUCUAAUAAGAGAACAUACUCUAUAAUUGUGAGCACCAUACCGAUAAGAAAAUAUUUUGUCAAUGUUUUCAUUUUGGCUUUUACAAACAGGGUUGUGUAACAGCCACCUGCACAUUUCUGUUUGCUUUUUAUUGGUGAUAAACAUAAAACAAGAAAAAUAUUGAACUGUGAAGUAAAGUACAUGAAAACAGCACCAGUGCCUUCCCUUCCUAUAGGACUGGCUUCCUGGUUCUGCUACAGCAGAAAAAAACAUGACUGAGUUCACAAAAAAAGCCUUUCAUAUGGGAAAAUUCCUUCAAGCUUUCAACAUACUAAUAUGUUUAAAAAAAAGACCAAUUAUGGAAGAAUUAGUAAAAAAAAAAUAUUUUUUAAAAGACCAGACUGCAUUUAUUUUUGAGUGACAAUGAUGUUGCCUUUAUUUUGAGGCAAAUGCUGUACAGAACAACAACUUCUGUGUUGUUAUGUUGUGUAAAAUAA